Molecule: messenger RNA, 813 nt
Organism: Brassica rapa (field mustard)
Lineage: Eukaryota; Viridiplantae; Streptophyta; Magnoliopsida; Brassicales; Brassicaceae
Product: bidirectional sugar transporter SWEET9
Biological process (GO): carbohydrate transport
Cellular component (GO): membrane
Molecular function (GO): sugar transmembrane transporter activity
Source: RefSeq, marked provisional
AUGGUGUUCAUCAAAGUUCAUCAACUUGCUUUUCUCUUUGGUCUUUUGGGCAACAUUGUGUCUUUUGGGGUUUUCUUGUCUCCAGUGCCAACGUUCUAUGGGAUAUACAAGAAGAAAUCAUCAAAAGGGUUUCAGUCGAUACCAUACAUAUGUGCACUUGCAAGUGCAACUCUUCUUCUCUUCUACGGAAUAAUGAAGACACAUGCCUAUCUCAUCAUUAGCAUCAACACCUUUGGAUGUUUCAUUGAAAUCUCCUACUUGUUUCUCUAUAUCAUUUACGCACCACGAGAGGCCAGGAUAUUCACGUUGAAGUUGAUAUUGAUAUGCAACAUAGGUGGACUUGGUCUCUUGAUUCUUCUCGUUGAUCUUUUGAUUCCAAAACAACACCGAGUCUCAACCGUUGGAUGGGUUUGUGCUGCUUACAGUCUCGCCGUCUUUGCUUCUCCCUUAAGCGUUAUGAGGAAGGUGAUAAGGACAAAGAGUGUGGAAUACAUGCCGCUUCUUCUCUCCUUGUCUCUCACUCUUAACGCCGUCAUGUGGUUCUUCUAUGGCCUUCUUAUCGAGGACAAGUUCAUUGCUAUGCCAAACAUUCUUGGAUUUUUGUUCGGUAUAGCUCAGAUGAUACUAUACAUGAUGUAUCACGAUUCGAAGAAAACGGAUUUGCCAAAACUCACAUCUACAGAGAAUCAACCAACAAAUAUAACCAAUCUGAACGAAGUUGCGAUCGUGGCCGUUGAAUUGUCUGAUGCUAGGGCAGAAAACGUUGAAGGAUCGGUGAGGCCUAUGACUCCAAACUCAAGCACCACGGCUUAA